Messenger RNA from Malaya genurostris, 437 nucleotides. RefSeq lists its product as uncharacterized. The coding region runs from base 168 to 392 and encodes 74 amino acids. The record is from RefSeq and is a predicted model, not a curated record. Lineage: Eukaryota; Metazoa; Arthropoda; Insecta; Diptera; Culicidae. Gene Ontology annotation, biological process: mitochondrial electron transport, cytochrome c to oxygen. The transcript is spliced from 2 exons.
UACUGCACUGCCACUGCCAAACUAUGCGACUGUGGGAGAUUCGAUACAAAAAUAGCACAUGCAAAAUAGUGAGCGAAACUGCAACCGUUAAACUUAUUCAUUCGUUUUCAACUGUGAUUGUGGAAAAGUGCAUCAAUUAAUUUGCUUUAUUAUUCAAUAGAGCCGAUAUGGGUCACUCGGAACCAAAAACGUACAUCUCGGAUAAACUGCCCGAGGGACUGCGUAAAAGCAUGCAGACCUUUCAGGCUAAGAGCACUCUGCCCAUUUUCCUGAAGGGCGGUCCAGCAGAUCGAGUACUGUUUCUUACCACCGUUGGCCUGUGCGGCAUUGGCUUUCUCGGGUGUCUACAAUUUAUCUACUCCAUGGGAUUCAGCGGUAAGAAGAGCGAUUGAUAUCAUCACCAAUAAAACAGCUUAGCUAUGGUUAUAAAAACUUAA